Molecule: messenger RNA, 1467 nt
Organism: Oikopleura dioica
Lineage: Eukaryota; Metazoa; Chordata; Appendicularia; Copelata; Oikopleuridae
Source: the annotation of a GenBank genome assembly
AUGGGAGAGACGAAGGAAAAAGCUCCUGUUUAUCACGAUUUAUCCGAUGAUGAAUACCUUUACUGUCUGAAACUGAAUAAUGUCCAGAUCAAGUACCAGUACAACACGACUUCGAAAGAAAAGAGAAUCAUCAUGUCCACAGCAAAAGUCAAACCCUUCUCCAAAACGCUGGAUAACACAUGGGGAGGGAAAACAAAAGACCUUGUGAAUAAAGAUGCGAUCGCUGUUUUCAAAGACUUCAUGGUCGAAAAACAGCUGCUUUCAAAGUCUCCAGAAGAGAUUUGGCAGGAAUACGAGCUCAUUUGCAGCAAGGAAUUCAUCGCAUUCUUCAGAAAGCCAGGACGAUUGUACCACGAGAGGAUGAAUUCAUGCCAGAAAGUUUAUACGUAUCUUGAUGGACAGUAUUUUGCCGGAGAGGGACAAACAAAAAUUGAAGCUGUUCGAGCUUGCGCAAGGAAUGUUUAUUACCGAUGGCGGGAAAGUUACUGCCUUGAUGUUGAAGAACUAAAGGUGUUCUUUGACCGGGGCCCGACGGAUCCAGAUGCGAUGAAAAUGGCGUAUAUCGCGACGCCGAAAGAUUUGGCGAAAGUGAAGAAAUACGUAGAAUUGGCGAAUUAUCUGUUGAUCGACCAGGAAGGAGACCAGCUUGGACCAAAUGGAAAGAUUACCGUCAUUCAAAUCAACACAUACGAAAGCCCAAACUGCUUCCUCCUGGACAUCCUCGAAACAGGCGAUCAAGAACUUCGAGAAAAAGACGGUUGGUUACGUCAGAUGCUCGAAGACCCAAAGAAAAUCAAAUUCUUCUGGGGAGGGUGCUCGGAUACUGCCAAUUUAUACGCAAGCUUCGGCAUCAAAAUCGCCAGUUAUGUCGAUCUCCAAGCGGUGGAGUUUCAUUAUCGACAUAAGCUAGCGCACCUGACGGAUGGGUUUGUUGAGCCGGGUGAUAAGGGUCAUCCUUUGGGACUGGAGUCAGCGUACAAAUUCUUCACAGAGGCAGAUCUACUCAAAUACAAAGCUAGUAAAGGAAAACACAAAACUGACCACCACAUUUGGGCCCGUCGACCACUGCCAGAAUCGCUCCUCAGAUACGCUUCCUUCGACGUGGCCGCGAUGCGCCCACUUCUGCAUCUUUUCUUCAACAAUUUGGAGCUCUGGAAAUGGGGAAAGAUCGAGGCAGCCAUUUCUAUCUCUACGCUUUCUGCCUAUCCUCGCCAUCGAACUUGCUUUGCAUGCCUACAAUCGAUCAAAGUCGAUGAAUUCGCGAAAAAUCAGCAAAAAUCGCUGGGAAUCUGCCUCGAAUGCAGCCAAAAUCGAAACACAGACGAAUUCUUCUACGAGCUUGAAAACGUCGAAAAAUGGCCCGUAGUCGCGAAAGAAUUCCAUUUGCCAGAAUCACUGACGGGCCACGAAAACUGGGUGCUCAAGUUUCCGCAAAAAGAAAGAAUAGAAAAUGGUUUUGAAAAAUAA